This is a messenger RNA of Scylla paramamosain (green mud crab), 1384 nucleotides long. Its product is annotated as putative transmembrane protein INAFM2. Bases 251 to 682 code for a protein of 143 amino acids. The transcript has 3 exons. The record is from RefSeq and is a predicted model, not a curated record. NCBI's taxonomy places the organism in Eukaryota, Metazoa, Arthropoda, Malacostraca, Decapoda, Portunidae.
GAGCGAGAGUGAGAGAGAGCGAGAGCGAGAGAGAGAGAAAGAGAGAGAGCUAGUGAGAGAGUAAGAGAGAGAGUGUGAGGGAGAGUGGACGGGGGGUGGUGAGUUCGCGCGGCCAUAGCAGAUUUUGUUUACCACUGAGAGCCGCCCUGUCCCUUCAGCCUCAUCUUCUCCUUCAGCGUCUUGUGCCACGACAGCGGGUGAGGCCUCUAAGCCGCCGCCGCCCUCCACCGCCAUCAUACUUUACAAAAUAAUGAGUGUAAAUCUGGGCAAUGACACGAAGGCCCCGUCCCCGGUCAGAACACCAGACGACAACCACAAGGAGAGUCGAUACGAGCCGAAACAAAACAAAAAGAUUGUCCGGCUGCUCACAGUGAUCGCGUAUGUCAUAUCGGUGUCCAUGGCCGCCAUAAUACUGUCCUUGUACUAUGUGUUCCUGUGGGAUCCGCAGAUGAGGUACCAGCCCAAAGCAAAACACGGGGCGCAAAACAAAAACACCAACACCAUAGAAGACAACUCGGCGGCUACUUCCUACUAUUCCUUAUCUUCUGAGGACGCUGCGGACAGGGUCUUGGGGAUGAUGGACGGGGACCCCCACGCCAAAGGUGCUGCCCGUGGCGGGGGAAGACUCACCCGCCCUGCCCACCCAAACGCCGCCAGAACCCGCCCUCCACCAGCCCCCUAACCUUCAGGGUGACUCGUCGCCGUCAUCACCACAGCGCCACCACAAUGCUGCUGCCCUGCAGCACCGGCAGGAGCGCCACCCACAGCGACCCAGACACCCACAGGGGGACCCGCUCACGCCCGCCGCCUGAGGCCACCCACGCCCCUAUCCUUCCCAACGCCCACACCCCAGAUGAUCCCCUACUGAACAAGGGCGUGCCUCGGGGGCCGCGCCGGGCCGGCUCACAGGCCCACGAGGACCAAGGGUGCACUAGGGCCACACCUGCCUAGUGCCACACCUGUACACACCUGCAUGGAGCCACCCCUCCCCCCACCACCACCACAUACCUGUCGGCCCCUCAGUAACUCACGAGUUUUUGCACCGCUGUACGAAUGAGGAGAAUAAUUAUUGGAAUACGCUGACGCCCUGUAAGGUCUUUGUUGUCUUCGAGUUUGUAUCUCCACCACACCGGGUUUUUAUGAACGCUGAGGUCUUUUGUGUUGUUUUAUUACGAUGAUUGCAGGAAAUGUCACCAGUAUAAGUUUUGAGGCAUUUUCCAGGCGUGACUUAACAAAACCUUGUCUUUUGGGCCAUUACCAAGUGUUUGGAGUAUAUACGAUAUAUAAUUUGUAUAUACCACACGAGUAUAAAUAACUUUUUUUAUUUCUAUUUUUCCUUUUUUUAUGUAAAUUGUCCUUAUUUUGAUCACAUUCCCUCAAUGUU